AAGGCCGCGGCACAUCCGAGGCAAGUAGAACGGGGAAGAAUGGAACAGUGAAAGCAGAAUUGUCCUUCGAGAAGAGCAGCAAGAGAGAGAGAAAAACAACAAGUAGAAUCAUAAAGAGAGAAAUAAGAGGAAAAAAACGAAGAUAAGAGAAGAGAAGAGGAGAAGAGGGCCGAGGAACAGAGAAAAGAGGAACGCUGUGCUUACUGCAGUUCCCUUGACUCGUCUUCCUCUCACCGAGUGCGCGGCGACGCUGCCGAAGGAGAGGUGACCACCGCCCACCCCCGCGGCCGCCGCCCCUGACCUCGCGCGCGCGGCGCCUCACGCUCGCUCUCCUCGGCCGCGGCAGGUCCUGCCGGGAGGCGGCGCUGAAAUGCUCAAAUGGCUGAGGCGAGGGCCGCCAGCCGCGCAGGGGGACGCCGAGGGCUUCGUCAUGAGCGAGCGGCCCGCCGACGCCUCUCUCCCGCAGGAGGAAGAGACAACGCCCAACGGAAGGCAGCGGCACGAGGACGAGGCCGCCCCACGGAGGGCGACCUCCAGCGAGGACGACCGGCAGGCGAGCCCGGACGCCGCGCACCAGGUGCUGGCGGCGCUGACGUCCGCCUUCGUCCACCUUGGGAUCGGCAGUGUCCUGGGCUUCUCCGGCGUGACCUUGCCCGAGCUGACUAACCCGCUGUCUCCUGACCUGUUCCUGAACACCUCCCAGGCUGCCCUCUUUAGCAGCGUGGUUAACCUGGGCGCGGCGGUCGGUUCGACGGCCGCGGGGGCGCCGCAGGUGUGGCUGGGCCAGAGGGUGAUGCUGCUCUUGACGCUGCCGGUGUCCCUGGCGGCCUGGCUGCUCAUGGCUGCUGCGCCCAAGGCCUGGAUGGUGAUUGCUGCUCGCGCCCUGCAGGGCCUCACGAUGGGCUUCCUGGCCGGGUCCUCCAACAACUACGUCGUGGAAUUGGCUCACACGAAGUUCCGAGGUCUUCUGAUGGCCAUGCUCGACGUGUCACGCCAGCUCGGCUACCUGCUCGUGUAUGCCACGGGCAGCACCUCCCUCAGCUGGCGGCAAGUGGCGCGAGUGUGCGGCGUGGUGACGCACCUGUUGCCCCUGCUCGGCCUCCUCUGCCUUCCGAACUCCCCGCGCUGGCUGGCCGCGCAGGGGCGGCUCGGCGAGGCGCGGGUUGCCCUCAAGUUCUUCCGCGGCCGGCACUACAAUUGCGACCAAGAAAUGGCGGACAUCGCCCAGACAAGGGAGGAAGGGCGGUGCAGCCCGAGAAGCCAGCUGCAGGAGAUGAAGAAUCCUGAAAUCCUCUGCAGGAUUGUACUGCUCGCCCUCCUGCUCUUCAUCUCUAACUUCACCGGGAACUUCGUCGUCAGCGCCUACGUGGUUCCGAUCUUCGAGGCAGCGGAGGUGGUGGCCAGCCCCUACGCGGCCGCCGUCAUCAUCGGCUGCGUGCGAGUCGUCGGGACGCUGUUCUACCUGGCCGUGGUGGACCGCGCCGACCGCAAGGUCCUGCUGGUGUCUUCGACGCUCGUCUGCGCAGCGUCCAUGGCUCUCCUCGGCUCCUUCUUCUAUGACCACGAGAACUCCGACGACGUGAGUCACCAGCGGUGGCUCCCCUUGGCCUCCGUCGCCGCCUUCACGCUCGCGGCCAGCACUGCCUUCCCUGUCCUGAGCCUCUUCCGAAGCGAAAUUCUUCCCACCUCCGUCCGGGCAACGGCAGUCGCCUUCCUUUACUCCGUGUUCUUCAUUGGCGCCUUUUCCGCUUCCCAGUCCUAUCCCGGCGCCACCUUGGUCCUCGGCCACCAUGGAACCUUCUGGGCGUACAGCGCCUUCUCUGUCCUCGUGGCGGCAGUGGGCGGGCUCGCCCUCCCGGAGACACGAGGCCAAAGUCUCGAGCAGAUCAACGGCUUUCAGAACCAACGACUGCGAAACCAGGCGAACGGCGACGCCUCCUGCUGACGAGCCGCGACUGAGCAGGUUCUCCCGAAGCGACCGAGACGGGAAAGGGAUUUCACUGCCUCGUGUUUCUAUCCGUGUAAAAAGCGUGAUUUUCUUCGAUAUUUUGAAUGAUUGUGUAAAGUCAAAAUACUAUAUACAAAUCUUAAAUAUAAGAUUUUACUAUUAGUAUUUCCUGUUAGUUUGACUAACAUCUGACGUUUUAUGACACUCAUUCACGACACAGCUGUCGUCCAUGAAGGAUAAGGUGCCGGGCAAGAGGAGCAUCACGGUCCGCAGUGAAAACAGACCACGUGUUCUUGCCCUUUGUAAAAAUAAAUAAACAGAUAAAUGAAAAAGAACUUUAAAGAAAAAUCGUACCUGGUAGCUUCCUUUUUCAUAAUAGGAUUAAAAUAUGCUUGAAACUAUAACAAAAAUGUUCAUGGGGUUAUAUAAGGAUCUUCUGGUCCGAAUGUAUAAGCUGCUCCUUCCUUCUUGCUUUUGGACAGGAACAAAACGAAGAAAAUGGUUCGAAAUGUACUGCAAAAUCCCCUUUUAAUUUGUGCCAAAAUUCUUGAUUGCAAAAAAUAGUGCAAAAUUUGUUAUGAGAUAAGGUAUGCAGUAUUCUGAGAAAAUCGUAAAGAAUAUUUUUGUACGUCUUUUACGUCACAAUAAUGCACAUUUGUUCAUUCUUCAACAUG
Penaeus indicus is the source of this 2622-nucleotide messenger RNA. Its product is annotated as facilitated trehalose transporter Tret1-2 homolog. The transcript has 4 exons. Gene Ontology annotation, molecular function: transmembrane transporter activity. NCBI's taxonomy places the organism in Eukaryota, Metazoa, Arthropoda, Malacostraca, Decapoda, Penaeidae. Gene Ontology annotation, cellular component: membrane. Gene Ontology annotation, biological process: transmembrane transport. The record is from RefSeq and is a predicted model, not a curated record. The coding region runs from base 371 to 1945 and encodes 524 amino acids.